GCGCUCGAGGCGGCGCAGCCUCGGGAACGCGCUUGUGCCUCUCCUUCUCGCCUCAGCUAGCGCUUGCUUCUUGGCUUCCCCUCACAUGCAGACACACACGCGCGCGCGCGCACGCACACACACAACAUACAGAAGCCGGCUGGCGUUGGCGCGAGAGCGAGCGGCUUCCAUCCUCGAAGAAGGAAGCCCAGGGGACACGGGGCGCGCUUCCUUCUCUCCUGGCUCUACGGCAUCCUCCCUGCAGCGCCUUCCUUGUGAGUCCCGCUCUCCCUCUCCCUCCUCCUCCUCAGUUCUUCCGUUGGGGCGUUUUGGUGUGGCACCUUGCGAGGUCCCGGCUUCCUAUGAGGUACUCAAGAUGCAUGGCUUGCCUCCGUUCUGUCACCUAGAUACAAUGACCUCUCAGAAAUCAAGUGAUUAAAAAGAGGAGGUGAGACUUGGGCUGUCCUGGCUUACUCUACUUGUACAAAGAUUUCAAUAUUUUACACAACCACUGCCAGAAGACUCUUUUGAUAGUAAGAGCAGAAGAUUGCAAUUAAACAAUUCUGUGAAAAUUUCCUAAUAUAUAUUGGAAUAAGAAUGGAGAAGGCCAGCAGCAUUUCUGAAACCAGAAUUCACUUGCUUCUUGUUCUAUGCCAAAUUAUUACUGCAUUGGAUGUACCUCUUGACCCAAAACUUCUUGAAGAAUUGCCACAGCCUCCAACGAUAAUACAACAAUCACCAAAAGAUUAUAUCAUUGAUCCAAGAGAAAAUAUUGUAAUACAAUGUGAAGCAAAAGGAAAACCACCUCCAAGUUUCUCAUGGACUCGUAAUGGAACUCAUUUCGACAUAGAUAAAGAUGCACGGGUAAGAAUGAAGCCACACUCGGGAACUCUUAUAAUAAAUAUUAUUAAUGAAGAAAAUGGAGGAAAGGCAGAAUCAUAUGAAGGAGUUUAUCAAUGCACGGCAAGAAAUGAGCUAGGAGCCGCCAUUUCCAAUAACAUUGUCAUACGAUCAUCCAGAUCCCCUUUAUGGACUAAAGAAAAACUAGUUCCAAAAGUAGUCACUGAAGGUCAAUAUGUAGUACUUCCCUGCAGGCCACCAGUGGGAUUACCGCCACCUAUAAUAUUUUGGAUGGAUAACUCCUUUCAAAAACUUCCUCAAAAUGAGAGAGUUUCCCAGAGUCUAAAUGGGGACCUUUAUUUUUCUAAUGUAAUACCAGAAGAUACCCGUGAAGAUUAUAUAUGCUAUGCAAGAUUUAACCAUACUCAAACUAUACAGCAGAAGCAGCCCAUUUCUUUAAAAGUUGAGCCAGUGGAUUCAUUGAAUGAAACUAUAGCUGCUAAUAUGAGUGACACUGAUUUUAAUGGUGCCAGAUUAUAUCAAGAAAGAAGGCCUACAAUUCUAACACCAGGUGGAAGCACAAGUACCAAAACAGAGCUAAGGGGAAACACCCUCUUGUUGGAGUGCAUUGCAGAAGGAUUACCUACACCAACUAUCCGUUGGAUUAAAGAAGGUGGUGAACUUCCUGUCAACAGAAAGUUCUUUGAAAAUUUUAAUAAAACCCUCAAAAUCACAGAUAUUUCUGAAGCUGAUUCUGGAAAAUAUAAAUGUAUGGCAAGUAAUCUAUUGGGUUCUGCUCAUCAUGUCAUUACAGUCACUAUCAAAGCUGCACCUUACUGGAUAAGAGAACCAACAAACCUUGUAUUUUCUCCUGGAGAAGAUGGUUCCUUGAUUUGCCGAGCUAAUGGUAAACCCAAACCCAGUAUAAGCUGGUUAGCAAAUGGAGUUCCGAUUGCAAUUGCUCCAGAAGAUCCUAGCAGAAAAGUGGACGGUGAUACAAUUAUUUUUACUGAUGUGCAAGAAAGAUCAAGUGCUGUUUAUCAGUGUAAUGCAUCUAAUGAAUAUGGAUACCUACUGGCAAAUGCAUUUGUGAAUGUUUUAGCUGAACCUCCAAGAAUCCUAACUCCCCUAAACACACUUUACCAAGUUAUUGCAAAUAAACCUGCUCUGCUAGACUGUGCUUUUUUUGGUUCACCUGUGCCUGAAAUUGAAUGGUUUAAAGGGGUGAAAGGUAGUAUUCUGCAGGGAAAUCAAUAUAUUUUCCAUAAGAAUGGAACACUGGAAAUUCCGGUAGCCAAGAAAAAUAGUGGUGGCACAUAUACCUGCGUAGCAAGAAAUAAACUUGGAAAGGUUCAAAAUGAUGUUCAAUUACAAAUCAAGGAGCCAACAGUGAUUAUUAAGGAGCCUGAAUAUAAAGUUGUACAAAGAACUGGUCAGGUUUCAUUUGAAUGUAUAAUUAAACAUGAUACUACCUUAAUACCUACAGUUACAUGGUUGAAAGAAAAUAAUGAAUUGCCAAAUGAUGAAAGGUUUAUGGUUGGUAAAAACAACUUAACCAUUAUGAAUGUCACAGAUAAAGAUGGUGGAGCAUAUACUUGCAUAGCUAAUACCACUCUGGACAGUGUAUCUGCAAGUGCUGUGCUCACAGUUGUUGCUCCUCCAACAGCUCCUCCUGUUGUUUACGAUCGUCCUGAUCCACCAUUUGAUUUGGAAUUAACAGACCAUCUAGAAAGGAGUGUUCAGCUCACCUGGAUCCCGGGCAAUGACAAUAAUAGUCCUAUUACAAAAUUCAUCAUUGAAUAUGAAGAUGCGAUGCGUGAACCAGGGAUAUGGAACUACCAGACAGAAGUCAAUGGGAUCCUCACAACUACACAGUUAAAGUUGUCACCAUAUGUUAACUAUUCAUUUCGUGUAAUAGCUAUCAAUGAUAUUGGAAGAAGCCAGCCAAGUGAAGCCUCUGAACAGUAUUUUACAAAAGCUGCAAAGCCUGAUGACAAUCCUACUGAUGUUCAAGGGAUUGGAUCAGAACCUGAUAAUUUGGUGAUUAUGUGGGAGCCUUUAAAACAAUUUCAGUCGAAUGGCCCUGGGCUUCAGUACAAAGUUAGCUGGCGGCAGAAGGACGGAGAUGAUGAAUGGACAUCUGUUAUAGUUGCAAAUGUAUCUAGGUAUAUUGUGUCUGGUACACCAACAUUUACUCCAUAUGAGAUAAAAGUACAGGGAUUAAAUGAUCUAGGACCUGCACCUGAACCUACAACAGUCAUUGGACAUUCUGGGGAAGACUUACCUAUGGUUGCUCCAGGAAAUUUGCAGGUACAAGUUGUGAACAGCACAUUAGCAAAAGUUCAGUGGGAUCCAGUAGCACAAAAGUACAUCCGAGGUCAUCUUCAGGGAUACAAAAUUUACUACUGGAAGGUGAAAAGCCUAUCUGGAAGAAUUAAGAAGCAUAUAGAAAAAAAGACAUUGACUUUUAGUGGAAACAAGACACAUGGAAUGGUGCCAGGGCUGGAGCCUUAUAGUUCUUACAAACUGAAUGUCAGAGUACUUAAUGGGAAGGGAGAAGGACCACCAUCUCCUGAUGAAGCAUUUAAAACUCCUGAAGGGGUUCCCAGUGCACCCUCCUUUUUGAAGAUCACUAAUCCAAAUCUGGAUUCUCUCACUCUGGAAUGGGGCCCACCUUCUCAUCCAAAUGGUGUUCUGGUAGGGUAUACCCUGAAGUUUCAACCAAUUAAUAGCACCCAUGACUUAGGCCGCUUGGAAGAGAUCAGUAUUCCGGCUAAUGAGACCAGCUUGGCAUUAAGCAACUUAAAUUACAGUACUCGGUACAAGUUUUACCUCUAUGCACAAACAUCAGUUGGAUCUGGAAAUCAAAUAACAGAGGAGGCAGUAACAAUUAUGGAUGAAGGUAAGAUGGGAUAUUCAGAGAACCUUUUUGAAACCUCCCCUGUCAUGCUCACUGUACCUUCAACAUUUUAUAAGGUGCUCCAUGCCUAUCCAAGGAUCAAAAAUGUUACGGCAGCUGCUGCUGAGACCUCUGCCAAUCUGACUUGGGAAUAUGAGGGUCCAGUUCAUGAGAUUUAUAUUGAAUAUGGUGUGAGCAGCAGCAAAGAAGAAUGGAAAAAAGAACAUGUUAAUGGUUCCCGAAACUUCUUUAUGUUAAAAGGAUUAACACCAGGAACAUCAUAUAAAGUCCGGGUUGGUGCUGAGGGUCUUUCUGGUUUUAAGAGUUCAGAGACUGUGUUUGAGACAGGUCCAGCAAAGGCAAGUCGGCAAGUGGACAUUGCUACUCAAGGAUGGUUCAUUGGUCUUAUGUGUGCAGUUGCUCUUCUCAUCUUGAUUUUGCUGAUUGUUUGUUUCAUACGGAGGAAUAAAGGAGGAAAGUAUCCGGUGAAAGAGAAGGAAGAUGCUCAUGGCGAUCCAGAAAUUCAGCCCAUGAAAGAAGAUGAUGGAACACUUGGUGAAUACAGGUCCAUGUCUCCUUGGACAAUAAAGAAAAUGGACAAAGGAAGAAAGAGAAAAUGUAGAGAUGUCUACAGAUUUCCUGAAACAGACCCUGUCUUUACCAAAACAGUGUCUGUGUGGUCUGAGAGAACGAACUUUUCCAGAAGGUCAGGAGAUCAAUCCUCCAGCAUCUCAUCAAAGACCUCUUAUAGGGAUGUCAGGCAGUCUGCAGAGCACUUAAAGGUUAAAUCCUUUCCCCCUUUGCUCUGUCAUAGAAAAAAUAUGUCAACUGAAUGGCAGUCUGAGGGUGCUUCUAGGUAUGGCACUCUACAACAACGAAUAACAGAAUGGGAUGAAGGGUCAGGUUCUCAGGUAGGAGAGCAUUUCCCAUAUCACCAAAUAUCCACCAAACUCCCAUCCUCUCAACAACGGUGGUGGAACCACACAAUAGACCUCAGACCAGAUUCAGAAGACAACCAAGGCUCCCAUAUAAAGAAGGUAAGACCUUCUGCUGCUCCUGCUAGUACAACUGGUUGCCCAAAUUCUGACAAACAUUUGCUAAUAAGGCCUGUUGCAUUGCCUGGAAUUAUUACAAUUUCAAAGGAUGUGAACAAAAGUAAUGGGGCUUCCACAGAACAAAAUGGACCUUCUCCAAUAAUAAAUUCUGAGGCAUUAGAAACACUGGUUUCCCCUGAAAUAACUAGGCAUAAGUCACAAAUUCCAGUAUCUCAAGCAAUCAAUAUAUUAAAAGAACUUGGAGUUCCUGCUGGAAAAAAAUUCAAGUUUCAGAAAGAUUUGGUAAAUGAAAUAUCUUCUGAAGAUGGGGAAAUAUUGGAUUUGCCAUUGGAAAUAGAGGAGGAUGGUGAGUCUGUACGUAAAUUUAAAAUAGAGAAUCAAAAUUACUUAUUUGGGCAUAUUCAAAAAGAACUAAGAUUAAAAGAAAAUAAAUGCAGGCAGUCUUCAGAUGAGGACAAGAUAGCUUGUGCCCUUCCUGUCCAUUUAGCAGCAAAAAGGCUGGUCCAUAGGAUCUGUAAUAAACCCAAUGUAAAACAUGUAGCUCCAGCAAUAAUGCACAAACUCUACCCUCCUCUAGUUGAUGAAACCUUAUUAUGGAGGGCUUUACCCAAAGUAGAUAUUGCACUUGUCAUGGGAAAUGCUAAAUCAUGCAGCUGUGGCCUUGAUGGUUCUACCCCCAAUGAUCCAAUUGAUAGAAAAAUUGAGGCUGCAAUCAAGAGAUCGUUUUGUUUAGCUGCAACCCAGCUUAGAAUCUCCCUUUAUUCUGCCUAUGCUUCUAAUGCUUUAUUAGUCUGGCUGGAAAAGGAGAAAGUAGUGAGAGGAGAGACAAUGAGCUCAUCUUCAAGCAAGAGGACACGCAGUCUAUGUAGAACUGCAGCUAAUUUUAUCCAUGAUGCAGCCCAGGAUUUUCUCAGUCUCACAGUUAAAAACAUAGCAAGUCUCUCACAAGCAAGGCAAGCCAUUCGGUUACGUAGUUGGCCAUUAAACCUAGGUAUGAAAAAUAAACUGUUAUCCUUUCCUUAUUCUGGUGAGACUUUAUUUGGGAACUAUGUGGAACAGAUUUUCAAGGAUUUGGUCCAUAAGAAAUUAUCCUAUCAGUGGAAAAGAAAGAAACAUCAUUCAAGCUCCUUACUUUGCUAUCCCCAUAGAUAUCGCGUUUCACAUAAGUUUUCAUGUAGAUUUAAAAGAGAGAGAGUUUUAAGGUCCUUGUACCAUAUGAAAAAGUGUGGCAUUCAAAGAAAUAACAAAUGUACCAAAAGGAGAAUUCUGACUUAAAUCUUUUCAGAAGCAAAAUGGCUACUAUGCUCUUUCAUACUUUCAAUAGUGAAAACUGGAUUGUAAUGGACACAAUAACCUCUUUUUCAUGUUUUUUGUUCUGAUGAAUUUUAAAUAUAGGAUCAAUUUUGAAGAGCCUAUCUCUCUAGUCUGAUUAAUUAUCGAUGCUGGGCACAUCUAAUUUCUAAUGAGCAAGAGAAUGUAGGAAUCUCAAAUGUAGUUUGGAUUUAAAGUAAUCUGAAAUUAUGUAUACAAGCUAAUAAUACUAUCAUAAUAUUAAAACAUUGAAGACGAAUAUGUUCAGGCCAGAUGGAAGGGUAUCUUCACACAGUGAUAGUUAAACUAUGACAUUUGCUAUCCCAAGAUGUACAUUGGACUGUUUUGUAGGAAGAUUAUACAAAUCAUGGAGGCUACAAUUCCUUUAGUUUUCUCUCAGCAAUUGAGAUUUGGAGACUCUAAUAUCGGAAAUAAUAUAUAGAUAUUAUUUCCGAAGUUAGAGUCUCUCUAUCUCAAUUGCUGAGAGGAAAACUAUAGUUGUGCCAAUGAUUCCCAUAUAGGUUUACAUGUAUAUCAGACUGGUUGAUAAGAGCAAAAAAAACUAAAAAAAAAACUAGAUUGGUCUGAUUACAGCCUUCAGUAAUUUAGUAAUGUAACUACUGUUUUGAUUAAAGUAGCUUUCCAAGCCUACUUGUAGAUAUAUACAUGUAAGUGGAUUUUCCCCUGACUGACUUGAUCUCUAACUUACGAACAUGGAAGAUUCUAGUUCUCACCAGUGUUAAAUCAAGAUAAUUUAAUAUUUCAUGUUUCUAAGGGCCACUUCUUAUCUCCCAUCAGUAAUAUAAAAAUUAUCUUGGGGCCAAUCUCUACCCUAUACCCUAAAUCCUUCCACCUACAAUUUGCAGAAAACUGGGCAAAAGAAAUGGAACCAGAAAUGAUAUAGCAUCAGUUUUGGGCAUGCUGGUUUCAACUCACCAGAAUGGUUGUCUCAUUACUAAUCAUAAGGGUUAAUUUUGGGUCAUCUGGGCCUAGCUGUGAAAAAAUUACUUUAAGCAAUUACAAAAUGUAUAAAACAAUUUUUUAAAGAUGUGCCCUAAAAGUCAGGAAAUAUUUGUGGAUUGAGGAAAAUAUAUACUAUGUUUUUUAAAUGCAGAAAUUCGUUAGUCCUGGUUGGGAGUAAAUGCCAUGGAAUGGCCUAGUGGGCCUUCCUUAUUUAUGUCCUAUUAACUUAUCUGUGCCUUCUGAUCCAUCAAUCUAGAAUUCACUUUCCAUUCCACUACAAUGCACAUUCACUGCUUUCCAGUUUCAGCGCAAAAAUUAUACAUUUUGUCAACUGAAUGUAUUACUAUUUUGAAUGGUUUUCCAUGUCACCUCAGGGAGAAUGUAUUGUUGGUGAAUGAACUGCUUAGUGGAUACAUACACACAGAGACACAGUUCUACAUUUUGAAUGAUUUUUGCAUCUGUCUGCCCCUGAAGUAAAAAAGAUAAUUAGCUGGUAAUAAACUAUAAUUGAAAGAUGUGAUGAAGUUUACUGUGAAUGCAUAAAACCUUUUUUUUUUAAUUUCAUUUAUUUAUACUGUAUUUCUUGAAUUUGUUUCAGUUCAUGUAAACCCCUUAUAGUCACUUUCUCAUUUUGACAUGUGUUUCAUCCCCUUCAAGUUUGCUAUUUUCUUCAUAAAACCAUACAAUAAGAAAAUAUUGAACAUAGAAAAAGACUUUUAUGUUGAUGGAUUGGUUAGCUAAAGAUUCCAUAAUGUAACCUAAAUUUGUAUUUAGUUCUGUUUCUUCUUGAAAACAAGUCUCUAUAUAAUUAUUUCUUAAUUUACUAGUUUAAUUAUGGUUUUAUGUCUGCAAAUAGCAAAUACCAUUGUAGCACUCCCAUCCCACAAUAAAAUCCAUAUAUUCUGAAGCCCUUAGUUACCGUUGCAGUUUUUGCCUAUAUUGAUUACUGAAAUUUUGGAAUAUAUUUUCCAGUCAACAUGUUGAUCAUAAUUUUAAAAAUUGAAGUAUGUAAGUAUUCCUCUGUAAAGAAAAGUAACAUGGUAAUUUAGAAAAUAUUUUAGUCAGAUAUUUUUGGCUUACUGAUAUAUUUUGGAAUAUUUUACACAUCUGCAUAAGCAGACAGAACAAACUUUUAUGUUGUUGUGUUGUCUGAAAAUAGAAAUAUUAUUGUAUCUAUAAACCAUUAAAAUAUUUUGAAGUUCCCAA
Messenger RNA from Anolis carolinensis (green anole), 8253 nucleotides. It is a transcript of the gene nrcam, whose product is annotated as neuronal cell adhesion molecule. Gene Ontology annotation, molecular function: cell-cell adhesion mediator activity. Gene Ontology annotation, cellular component: axon; plasma membrane. The record is from RefSeq and is a predicted model, not a curated record. The transcript has 32 exons. The coding region runs from base 577 to 6048 and encodes 1823 amino acids. Gene Ontology annotation, biological process: brain development; axon guidance; cell-cell adhesion. Lineage: Eukaryota; Metazoa; Chordata; Lepidosauria; Squamata; Anolidae.